UGUCGGCCCUUGUUUACAGGUCUAAAAGUAAAACUAAAAGUAAAAGUUGAGUGUAAACAUCACCACAGAGGUGUCUGCUUGUGUCCGAUCUGUUGUUGAAAUACUUACACUUACAAAUAAAAUAAUUGUGUAUGUGAACUUAUUUUUGUAGAAGUUGUGGGUUUCAGAUGACUUGAUAAUGCUCACUGAUGGUUACACGAGUAAUUUCGAGAUUCCAGCAGGCAACACAAUGUUCUUACUUCCUGCCCAGUAGCAGAACUUUACACAACAUGCCUAAACCCAAAAAGCAAAAUGCUUCUGAAAAGAAAAUCGUCCACAGCAGAUGAUUCCUCCAAGGCUGCUGUGUUUUCGGAUGCUAAGAAGAAUGUGGUAACCAUUAAGGUGUUGGCCAAACCAGGUUCAAAAUGUAAUGGAAUCACUGAUAUUGGCCCUGAUGGUGUAGGUGUUCAGAUUGCUGCACCACCUGUUGAUGGUGAAGCUAACACAGAACUCAUCAAAUACCUUUCAAAAAUCCUUGGACUGCGCAAAUCAGAUUUGAGCUUGGACAGGGGAUCCAAAUCGAAAAAUAAAACUGUGGUUGUGCAUGCUUCAGUCGCAGUUGAAGAUAUUCUCUCUAAGCUGCAGUCUGAAAUAGACAAUGGUUGACUGGACUAAUACCUGAGGAGAACAUGGACAUGAUGUUAAGCUAGGAUUCCAUGUGUACCACAAACUAAUGCAUUUUGCUGGUUAGGGAAAAUAGAUAAAAUAGAUAUGUAUGAUUUCAUAUCUAUAAAGGGCGGGACAUAGCCCAGUGGUAAAGCACCCACUUGAUACGUGGUCGGUUUGGGAUCGAUCCCCAUUGGUGGGCCCAUUGGACUAUUUUUCGUUCCAACCAGUGCACUACGACUGGUAUAUCAA
Gigantopelta aegis is the source of this 897-nucleotide messenger RNA. RefSeq names its product UPF0235 protein C15orf40 homolog. The transcript is spliced from 5 exons. Lineage: Eukaryota; Metazoa; Mollusca; Gastropoda; Neomphalida; Peltospiridae. The coding region runs from base 292 to 645 and encodes 117 amino acids. Gene Ontology annotation, cellular component: cytoplasm. The record is from RefSeq and is a predicted model, not a curated record.